CGCCGCGCCAAGUGCUGCUUGGCAGUUGAGAUGUCAGUUCAGGUAACAGCAGAAGUCUGAUGUGUGCUCGCUUCUACGUUGAGCUCACCAAAUGACGGGUUAAUAGUUCUAAUUCAACACCGCCUAACUGAACCAAAGGAAUCAAAGAGAAGACUGCUCUGAUUUACAGAUAUGGGGGCCCUGAUAUCCCGAUGGAAGACAAAGCCAACCACAGUUGAGCAGCUGGAGAGCCUUGACAAGGAGAUUAAAGAGCUGGAGGAGUUUAGAGCCAAAAACCAACGGCUGCAAAAGCUGUGGGUCGGUCGGUUGCUUCUCUACUCGUCAGUCCUGUAUCUGCUGACCUCUCUGAUUGUGUACUGUCUCUACCUACCUGAACAAUGGUUGCAGAGACUAGCCAUGGCUCUACCUUUCUUCAUAUACCCUGUGCUGGUGUGGUUCAUCAGGAAGUUCUUGGUCUUCCUUUUUUCCAAGCGCACUGAGAGAAACAAUGAUAAACUAGAAGAUUUAAAGGCUGCCAAAAAAAAGAUUCUGGAGGAAGUGAUGGAGACAGAAACAUACAAAAAUGCCAAACUCAUCCUGGAACGCUUCGAUCCUGAAGCUAAGAAGAAAGCUGAGCUGGAGUCAACUCCAGUGCGUCCUCAGAUGACUCCUAGGCCAGGACAAGAGAUUCGACAGAGAGGGGUGGCAAUGAGACCCAUGCCGAUGGGAACCCCGACUGCAAUGGCAAUGACUCCAGUGGGAGCACGGCCCCCGUUGGGACCAGGGGGCACACCUGUGGAACCUGUUCCUCUCUCAGCUCCAGGAGGACCACCGGAGAGAUCGGCUCUGUCUGCCUCUCUACUCCAAGGGGCAGUUCCCAGGACCCCCUGCUCCCCUAUACCAGGUGUAGGAAUGCACCCACCAGGUCCUCCAUUGGCAAGACCCAUUCUACCCAGAGACAGGGGAGCUGUGGACCGAGUCAUUGAGUAUUUGGUAGGGGAUGGACCACAGAACAGAUAUGCUUUGAUCUGCCAACAGUGCUUUUCUCAUAAUGGCAUGGCUCUGAAAGAAGAGUUUGAGUAUCUCGCGUUUCGUUGUGCAUAUUGCUACUUCCUGAAUCCUGCCAGGAAGACACGCCCUCAGGCUCCCAGGCUUCCAGAGUUCAGCUAUGAGAGGAGGCUGAGAGCAGAAUCACGUUCGCCUGGACCAACACCUCGUUCUGGGACAGAGACAGAGGAGAGUGCGCCCCCUUCUGGAGCCAAGGCUCCGGCUCCAUGGAAUUUGGUCCACAGUUUCCAGAUCCAGCAGAGUCCAAAGAACCCUCAGAACCGACCUCUGCAGAGUCCAGAUGAGAAAGAGUUGGAGGAAGAUGAAGGACCCACUCAGGAAGUAGAGAGUGAGACCCAAUCAGAGGAGCAGCCACAGCAGCAGCAGGAGGAGGAGGAGGAGGGAGGAGAAGUGGUUCAGGAGGAGGAAGAGGUGGAAACAGAGCAGAGUCACAGCACCCCCUGUGAGACAGAAUCUCAACCGUCAUAGUUACAGAGUCGAGAUGAGGACCGGUGACGUCUGAUCAUUCUGUCCAAGCAAAAGGUGUUUGUAUUAGCCAUGAUAGAAGGUGGCAUUUUGUAGGUACACCAGGAUUGUCAGCAACAGUAGUUUGAUUAUAUCUUUCUUCCCUGCAACCAAAGACCUUAUCAGUCUCACUUGUGUUGACGGUUGAAGCUUUUAUCUUCCAUCUUUAUCCUUUUUUUUUUUUUUUUUUUUUGGCCUAAAUUUUUUUUUACCGUCAAACGAGCAUCAUAAUAAGACAAAGCACAUAGAAGAGAUUAUGUAGAUGAUGUGCUUGAAAUGAUGUAGGCUGGCUUCUAAAUUGUUAUUUUCAUCAUUUUUAAUCGUAAAGUUGUCCACUGACAUUGCUUAAAACAGUGCCAACAUAUCAUGGCCUUACCAAUUUGAUUGGUUGACUGGGAAGUUGUAGGAAGAUUGAUGAUUGGAGUGUUUUUUUUAGUAGUUGGCUGCUGCUGAUGCUUGGUACAUGGUGACUGACGUAGAUCUUGUUUCAGUAUUCUAUGAUUUCAGGUUCUUUUAGGUUUGACAUAGUUGAUUGCUGUAUGAUUCUUAAAGGAAAGAGUCAUGAUUUUAGAUAGAACUGCUGGUUCACAAAUGGUUUGUCCUCCGAUGCAGCAAAGACACUUUUAAAUCUAAAUUCCCUCAGUGACCGUGACCCAACUCAGAAAAUGUUAUUCUAAUCAUUGUUUUUUUCGAUAGUGUACAAACUUUUCUCACCUAAGGACUGGGAGGAAACAUUAAACUGAAUGAAGUGCACCAUAAGACAAACCUGUCGUGAACUGGGACAUUUUCAGUUGUGUUUGCAAUCUUUACAAGAAUGGCAUAAAGUUUCAGGGUGCUGCUGUGGCUUUCUUCAUCUCCUGUUUUUAAUCCCCCAUAUAAACUCUUAGCGUAAAAAUGCAUCUCGGAUAAGUUUGUUAUACUCACAUUUAACACUGAUGCAUGUACAUGUUUUAUUCUGCUGAAAAAGACAAGCUGUAUCUGGGACAUGAGAGGUUACCCAGAAAACUGCAGCUCGUGCAUAUGAACAAAGCUAAUGUUUUCCUCGUUAGCUGCACUCAGAUCUGCAGACAGCAAAGGCUCUGGUGUUGGCCAAAAUAAAGGAAUGGAGCAAGUUGUACAUCAAUACUUAAUAGUAAAUGGAUGACACUGACCAGAGAAAGCAGCUGCUGCAAGUCUAUACACUGACUCAUGCCUUGUUUCCUCUUUGUCAGUUAGAAAAUUAAGAUGCAGUCUGAGUUUUUGUAGGCCACCUUCUUUCUGCAGCAACUUGUUACUGCAGUUACCCAGAACACUGUGUAUAGCACCCAGUAACUGAACUCAGAUCAGCCAUCAAUGGUGCAGCAGAAAAUAUGUGUUUUGAGGAGCGUCUUGAUUUGUAGAGAUUUAAAAUGUGCAACUCUUUCCACCAUUCAGUAUAACACUGCAGCUUUGUCUGUUCGCUCCCUGGAUAGAAGCAACAUGUGGCCUCACCCAGCCUUGAACAGUCAGACUUUGCAGAAAUAAUUAUUUUUCAGAAGAAAGCUUUUUUGCACUAUGGGAAAAAUGAACCUCUACAAUUAAUUUUGAGUUGUCGGUCUUAUAAAGAUCUUCCUUUGAGAUGGGGCCUGUCAAGCUAAGCCAACUUACUAUCUUGAGGAUAGCAUUAGUGUUGAUGAACAAAAUAAUGGAUUUAAGAUAAGACUGAAAAUUUUUCUCCAUCUGGUCAUUGCCAAUGUCAAUUCUCAAUAGGAUUAUCAUUUGCCAAAUGCACUGUUGUUUUUUUCUGUAUUUCCUGACUCCAUUUGCACUGAGUUUCUCUGUAUUUAUUUGGCCAUAAUGUUUUUAAAUGUGUUGUUCAGGUAUCGUUGUGCUGUUUGGUUUUAAAAACUUAGAGGCAUAAUCUGUACAUGCCAUUGUACUGUCACAGCUAUUUAAAAGUACAGGCCUGAAUUGGGCUCGAGUUGCUGCAGAUGAGCAUUUACUGAAAUAUUUUAUGUGCUUGUUUGAAUUAGUUUACAGUGUAAUCUGCCUUAUGUCUACCUAAAGUGGCAACAUUAAAAAUUAAGAGGGUUUGUAGUUAAUUUUGCCAGCACUACCACCAAGUUCAUUCUGUUAUUAAAUUGAACCAGAAUAAAUAAUGAGUGUCUAUGCAGAUAUGAACAUGUUGCAUCAACUGUGUUGUACUGGUCUGGUCCUAGAAAGCUAAGUGGGCAAAAUAUUCUUGAUACACAGACUACACAGUACAUAUUAUUUAAUGUGUAUUUUUUAAUGUGUUUAGCCUGGAUUUUCACCUUAAGUCUGUGUAUGUUUCUGAUUAGUUGCUGUCUUGUCAAAAUCUCGCCAGAAUCCAGAAUCAUUUGGCAAAUGUUGUCCAUAAAGUUUCAGGCUAACCUUCUGAAUGUGCACAUGGCAGCAAAAGUGCUUUUGGAAAAUCUGUUGUUCAUUGUUUAGGAGAGACCAUGUAAUGAUUUUAAAGUUGCUUAACUCCUUGACCUGAGCUUUGUCCUGUUAUUUUCCUCCACCAAAAGCUGAAAGUUGUUGCAUCACUCAGCCUUUAUCAGCUCACUGACUUCAUGUUUGGCUGGAUGGGACUAGUGUAAACAAGCUUUGUGUCGCCCAAGAUCCUUGUGUGUCACUUUAAUACUUAAAAACCUGUCAGAUCCUCAGUUUACUCACACUGCCACAUGUAACACCUAUUUACUUUGUCUUCUAGUUUUGUUUUUCUCUGCUGGAUUUAUCGGUUACAUUUUUGCCAAUGCUGGUUGUCAUUAAGUGUGUGCAUGGCACGCCUAAUAAACUUUUUCAACA
This is a messenger RNA of Chelmon rostratus (copperband butterflyfish), 4338 nucleotides long. RefSeq names its product lunapark, ER junction formation factor (gene lnpkb). NCBI's taxonomy places the organism in Eukaryota, Metazoa, Chordata, Actinopteri, Chaetodontiformes, Chaetodontidae. The coding region runs from base 172 to 1515 and encodes 447 amino acids. Gene Ontology annotation, biological process: endoplasmic reticulum tubular network organization. The transcript is spliced from 16 exons. Gene Ontology annotation, cellular component: endoplasmic reticulum tubular network. The record is from RefSeq and is a predicted model, not a curated record.